Mesorhabditis spiculigera is the source of this 402-nucleotide messenger RNA. NCBI's taxonomy places the organism in Eukaryota, Metazoa, Nematoda, Chromadorea, Rhabditida, Rhabditidae. The record is from the annotation of a GenBank genome assembly.
AUGAAGGUGUUCAUCUUUUUCUUGCUAGUAACGGCCACUUCCGGGCAAACAGUUCGUAUCAAAGUUAAGCUUGGCGACCCCUACAUCCUGGACAUUCCGGGGGCCAAAAAGUUCAUGCGUGAGCUUGCCUCCGGUGAGCAGCAGCUCUUCAAGAUAUGUGAGGAUGAGACGGAGCGGAGUCUGAAGUGCACGCAUUGGACAGAUAAGAAAGAAAAUCUCUUGCCUCUGACUUCCCCAAUACACGCUUAUAAAAAUGGCACGUUGGUGGUGGAGAAGCUGACGUUGGAUGAUGUGGCGGUGUAUUGGAGUCCGGAUGUGGAGAUGAUUGUCACAGAGCGCUUCGAAGAUGGCGCUCCAAUGGCCGUCAUGCCGGGAACGAUGGUUGCCCUGUUCCUCGAGAAA